AUGCAAGCUCCAGAAGCACCUGUGGCGGCUCCGAGUGCCCCGCGUUCGAGACAACGACGCCGGAGACCUGGCCCUGCCGCCUCCCGCGAUACUCAACAAAGUGGCACACCACAGGCCCCAAACGGCCAAAAUGCGAGCACUUUGCAGCAACCUGGCACAGGCCCAGCACCAACCUCUGACCGGACCCAAAACCCCGACCAGACGAGGCAGCGAAGACCAAACAAGGAAGGGCGAGGAUCAGGGCCUCGCCGAGGGCGUGGCGGUGCGCCUAGGAGAGGUGGGCAAGGAACGACUGCAGAACAAACAGAACAAAUACCUCCGAUGCAGUCGCGGGGUAUGAGAGCUCGAGGCUUUGCGGCGCGUUUGACCAGACCCGGUCAAGAACCCGAUGACCGCUGUACUGGAAUCUCGGCCAACGGUGAUGUCGACCCGAAUCUUCGCGCUGAUGCUCCCGACUUUGUACCCGGACCUGCGGGCACUAUCCCGCCUUCCUCGCUCCCACUUUCUACACCUACGAAGGGUAAAGGAAAAGCCAAUUCAAAGGCCCCACAGAGACCACCGAGGGUCACGACCAAAUCAACCGCCGAUGACAUCGCGACUCGGAUCCACGAAGACAUUGCUCAUAACCUCUACGAGUGCCCGAUCUGCACUAGUGAAUUAGGUCGGCGGUCUAAGGUCUGGGCCUGUGAACUCUGUUGGACAGUGUUUCACCUCAGUUGCGUCAAGAAAUGGUCGACAAAUGAGGGCUCAGCUGCUGCCCAUAGUCGCCAGAACGAGGAUGGUCAAAUGCCGCCCGUACCCAAGGCGUGGCGAUGUCCCGGUUGUAAUCUUUCGCAUGAAAGAUUCCCGUCUGCCUAUACUUGUUGGUGUGAGAAGGAGACCGAUCCGAGACCUCUGCCAGGCCUGCCGCCGCACUCCUGUGGGCAGACCUGUUCAAGGCCUCGCAAGGGCUGUCCUCACCCCUGCGACGCAACCUGCCACGCUGGCCCAUGUGCGCCGUGCACUGCCAUGGGACCGACCCAAGACUGUUUCUGUGGUCGCAAUUCAUCGACAAAGCGCUGUCAAGACACUGAUUACGAUCGUGGAUGGAGCUGUGGCGAGAUCUGUGGUGAUCUGCUACCUUGCGGAGAACACACAUGUCCUGUGCCGUGUCAUGAAGGACUAUGUGGUGCAUGCGAAGUUCGGAUUGAGGGUCGUUGCUACUGCGGCAAGGUUCAAACCGAUAUGCUUUGCAGUUCAAAGGAGGAUGAAAUGGAGAGCCAAGUCAUUCGCGAUGAUGGUUCCAAGGAGGAGUGGACAGGCUGCUUUGCCUGCCCCGACACGUGCGAACGCCAGUUUGACUGUGGUCUACAUUCGUGCCAAAAGCCGUGCCAUCCUCAGGACGCCCUUCCUGCACAUUGUCCCAAGUCGCCGGAGUCUGUGUCCCGCUGCCCCUGUGGGAAAACAAAAUUGAGCGAUAUUUCCGGCUUCACACCUCGCACCUCUUGUGAGGACCCUGUGCCAAAUUGCCGAGAACCCUGCGGUAAGAUGCUCGCCUGUGGCCACUCGUGCGACCAGAUCUGCCACACGGGUCCUUGUGGGAUGUGCAAGCGCCGCGUCCCCAUUGCAUGCCAAUGCGGACGUACCAGCGCAAUGAGUGUCUGUCAUCAAGGGAACGUUUGCCCCCCGCAAUGCUUCCGUCAGUGUAAGACCACCCUGCACUGUGGCCGUCACGCCUGCACUGAGCGUUGCUGUCCUGGAGAGCAGAAGGCCAUUGAACGACAAGCCUUACGCCGAAAGUUGAAGUCGCAUCUUCGUCCGACGGACGAAGACAUUGAGGCAGAGCAUAUAUGUACUCGGAUCUGUGGUCGAUUGCUGAAAUGCGGAAGACACACUUGUCCAGAGCUUUGUCACAAGGGAGCCUGCAAUACUUGCCGAGAAGCGAUCUUUGAGGAGAUCCCUUGUAAUUGUGGAAGGUCUAUUCUGUAUCCACCGCAGCCAUGUGGUACCAAGCCGCCUGCAUGUCCAUUCCCUUGUUCUCGUCCAAAGCGGUGUGGUCAUCCGCAAACUGCACAUAACUGUCAUCUGGACGAGGAAAGCUGUCCGAACUGUCCCUUCUUGACGGAGAAGGAGUGUCUUUGUGGCAAGAAGGUGAUGAAGAACGUUCCGUGUUGGCUCACUGACGCUCGUUGCGGUCAGGUCUGUGGUGCACUUCUGAAGUGUGGCUCUCACUACUGUAAGAAGGAUUGCCACCGACCUGGAGAGUGCGAAGAUGCGGAUAAGCCUUGUGAACAGGCUUGCGGAAAGAAUAAGUCUCUGUGUGGUCAUCCCUGUGAGGAGCAAUGCCACGCUCCAUACCCAUGUCCAGAGAAGACGCCGUGCACGUCCACACUUACUGUCACUUGUAACUGUGGCCGCCUACGCCAGGAGCGACGUUGUGGCGCUGCGAAAGCUAUCGCCUCUAAGGGUCAGCUUCAGCAAGCAGAGCGAUUACCUUCAUUGACCCUAUUGACUUGCGACGACGAGUGCUCCCGUUUGGAGCGAAAUCGUGGCCUCGCCUCUGCGCUUGGCGUCGAUAUAAACCCAACAACUACUGUUCAGGCAUAUACGUCCACCAAUCUUCCGUAUUCAGCCGAGACACUUGACCAGUACGUCAAACUUGCCUCGACCGUUCCACUCUCCACUCUGCAGACGUACGAGUCCAGCAUGCAUGCCCUUGCAACCGACAAUACCAGUCGGUCAUUCCGGUUCCAGCCUGCCAAGUCGACUUUGAGGGCUUAUGCCCACUCCUUGGCAACAGACUGGGGUUUCGUGACAGAAAGCCACGACCCGGAACCUCACCGACACGUCUUCGUCCUCAAGCCUCUUACCUGGACCCCUCCCGUCUUCGGCGUGGGCACCGGGUCAUCCGUCGGUAUUGGCGGUCUCAGCGUCCGCGAGUGUGUCAAGCUCCGAGAACGCGAGCGAACCAAAGAGCGAGACGCUCAACGCGCAGCAGCACUCGAGGCCAAGGCCGCUCGAGAAGCCUCCAAGACUCAGACUGGGGCCGACGGGUGGGCGCAGGUUGCCUCGCGCGCCAAGAAGCCUGGUGCGGAAAACAGCGCGCUCAGCACUCGAAGUACCACUCCGGUGCAGAACAUCUUCGAAAGCCGGUCCAUAUAUUCUGCUUUGGCGGGUGGCAGUAUGCCCGAAACGUCUAGCCAGUCUUCCAAGAAGGAACGACUAGUACUUCGGUCUGGCGUGGGCGCUAGUAAGGCUAUGCGCUCGCAAGCCCCUGCUGAAGUGGUCGAUAGCUGGGAGGAAGCCGAAGAGAAGGAGGAGUUGGCGGAAAAGGCCGAACAAGACCAGGAACAUGAACAGCCACAGCCACAGCCACAAGACCGGGAUCAUGGACAAGAAGCGUCUUUGAUUGAGGCCCAACAGUCGGAGAAUUCGGACAUUGUACAUGAGGCUUCUCAGGUCCCUGAGCAGCUCACGGCUGUCGACGCCGAAACUUCAUCCACAAAGUGA
Molecule: messenger RNA, 3489 nt
Organism: Penicillium diatomitis
Lineage: Eukaryota; Fungi; Ascomycota; Eurotiomycetes; Eurotiales; Aspergillaceae
Product: putative NF-X1 finger transcription factor
Exons: 1
Coding region: 1-3489 (1162 amino acids)
Biological process (GO): negative regulation of transcription by RNA polymerase II
Cellular component (GO): nucleus
Molecular function (GO): zinc ion binding; RNA polymerase II transcription regulatory region sequence-specific DNA binding; DNA-binding transcription factor activity, RNA polymerase II-specific
Source: RefSeq, a predicted model, not a curated record